CUAUUCCAGUCAACUUACAAACUGAGUCGGUCUUAGGCUUUGUUAUUCUAUUCUCUCUCUCUCUGGCAUCAAAUUCUCUGUUUUGUCUUUUUCAACUCUGUUUCUUCCUUUUAAGCAUCGCCGCUUUAACUCUGUUCUGCUUCGCUUCUCAAAGGCACGAGCUAUAAGUAAUGAAGAAUUCCAAGGGUACAGGUGCAGCAAAGGCUUCCAAAGAUGCUCUGAAGCCUGCUGAUGAUAGAAAGGUUGGAAAGAGGAAAGCAGCAGCGGCUGUUGAUAGAAGUAGCAAACUAAAAGCAAAGAGGGAGAAAAAGGCCAAGAAAGAUCCAAACAAACCAAAGAGGCCUCCUAGUGCUUUCUUUGUCUUCCUCGAGGAGUUUCGGAAGACUUUCAAGAAAGAAAAUCCUAGUGUGACAUCUGUAGCAGCGGUUGGGAAAGCUGGUGGAGCGAAGUGGAAAUCGAUGUCUUCUGCUGAAAAAGCCCCAUAUGAAGCCAAAGCUGCCAAAAAGAAGGAUGAGUAUGGAAAACUUAUGAAUGCCUACAACAAGAAGCAGGAGAGCACUGCUGAUGAUGGUGAAGAGGAGUCAGACAGGUCAAAAUCAGAAGUGAAUGACGAAGAUGAUGAGGCUACUGGAGAGGAAGGGCAAGAGGAGGAAGAGGAAGACGAGGAUGAAGAGGAUGAUGAAUAAACGUGAAUUGUUUUUGAUUUUGGGCAUCAUGUGAUUUAGGAGAUAGAUUUUUGGAUUCUAUAGGUGCAUAUUAUUAGGUCAUAUGUAGACUUGUUGAAGAAAAGCAGGGAACCUUUUUCUUUUUCUUCCUUGGAAGAUUUGAAGCAGGAAUAUAUGUUUAUUUUGUCCUGCUGCCUUGAUGCCUUAGUUACUUACUUGGCUGCUAAACGUGAGCCAUCUCACUCUUGAGCUAAAUAGAGAAUCUAUAGUAACUGUUUUUUGUGGGCGCACUGGAA
Messenger RNA from Ricinus communis (castor bean), 961 nucleotides. RefSeq names its product high mobility group B protein 1. Bases 171 to 686 code for a protein of 171 amino acids. The record is from RefSeq and is a predicted model, not a curated record. The transcript is spliced from 8 exons. NCBI's taxonomy places the organism in Eukaryota, Viridiplantae, Streptophyta, Magnoliopsida, Malpighiales, Euphorbiaceae.